ACACUCCACGAGCAGUUAGUCGCAGUUUAUGUUUCUAGGAUGCAUGGAAAGGUGGAAUGUUCUUCAGAAUGUCCCCUGGACGUCAUGGUAUUUAGAUCUUAAUGUGAAGUGAGCAGAUUUUACUUUUAAUCUGUUAGAUAUGUACUAUUUUAUUUGAAGAUGAUCUUGAAGCAGUUCUUGAACAGUGAAUACCUCUGCCCCAGUAUGUUUGCAAUGUAACUUAACCUCCAAUAACAGUAAUUCGACAAUUCGGUUUUGAAACCCAAUUACUAUAGCAUUAACAGUACCAAUCCAUUCAACACUAAAGAAACGCUUGGUAUCGUUACAUUUGGAUUCUACCCUUCAAAUAUACAAUAUAUUUUAAAACGGCGAUUAAUUAAUGGUCAGUUUUGCUUUGUUUAUGGCAUGUGUGUGAGGAGGGUCGGGCUUCGUAGAUUUUGCUAACAAAAAAGCUCGUCCUGUAGAGUUAAGCCAUUGAGUGCUGGAAUCGCAGGACGCGAGAGCGAGCUGGCAUCAGACUGAACACCGAACGCUAUGGACUUGUGGACACAGGAAUGAAAAAUUAAUGCAACACAACCAACUCCUGAAUCGUUCGGUUUUUUUCACCCAAAUGAUCUCACCUCGCUUUUUUUGGGAGAUGAACAGCAACAUUGAGCCUCUACAAUUAUGCGCAAGCAUGUGUUCAGCUUAAGUGAUUAGUUGAUUUCAGUUCUCUUUGCGGACCAGGCUAUUUCAGAUUUAUAUAAGUUUUUAUUCGUUGUAACUGAAAUAUUUAUGCUUUGAUCAAUUCCUGAAAAAAAAAUUGUAUCAUAUUUCGAAGUAUGUUUUCAUACGAAAUGUACAUAACUUUCCUUGCUGUUGCCUGCCUCAUUGACAUACCCCGCUCAACAGCAGCGUCUUGUGAGCUUGUCCGGAUCCCGAUGUGCAGAUCGAUGCCCUGGAACAUGACAAAGAUGCCAAACCAUCUUCAUCACAGCACGCAAGCGAACGCAGUCCUGGCCAUUGAGCAGUUCGAGGGGCUGCUGGGCACCCAGUGCAGCGAGGACCUGUUGUUCUUCCUGUGCGCGAUGUACGCGCCGAUUUGCACUAUAGACUUCCAGCAUGAUCCGAUCAAGCCUUGCAAGUCCGUUUGCGAGAGAGCAAAGUGUGGUUGUGAACCCGUUAUGAAGAAAUACAACCAUACAUGGCCCGAAAGCCUAGCCUGCGACGAGCUGCCGGUUUAUGACAGAGGUGUUUGUAUCUCGCCGGAGGCUAUAGUCAAAGCUGAUGGACCGGAUAAUUCCUUUCAAGACUUCUCAAAAUGCCCACCAGAGUCAAGCCCAGACUUUCCUAUGGAUUCUCACAAUGUCAACUGCAAGGGCUCCAACGAUGAUCCAUGCAAAUGCAAGACAGUGAGACUUGGCCAGAAGACAUAUUUAAAAAAUAAUUACAAUUAUGUAAUUCGAGCAAAAGUUAAAGAAAUAAGAAGACGAAAUCAUGACUUGAGUGCAAUCGUGGAAGUUAAGGACAUUCUUAAGUCAUCAUUGGUCAACAUUCCCCGUGACAUAGUAACACUUUACUACAAUUCAGGCUGUCCGUGCCCUCCUCUCACAGCCAAUGAGGAGUACAUCAUCAUGGGCUAUGAGAAUGAGGAACGCUCAAGGUUACUGCUUAUUGAAGGGUCCGUUGCACAGAAGUGGAAGGACCGGGUGGGAAGGAAGGUUAAGCGGUGGGACCAAGCACUCCGCAAUCAAAGCAGGGGAAGCGCAGGGAGAGGAAACCCGAGGAGAAGCCGUCACUGAAAUGAAAACCGCGUCCGUGGGAAGCAGCGCUAUCAAAAUGUGGAGCCAAGAGAAACAAGUGAAAAAAAUUGCACUAUUACACAUUCUUUUUUAUUGUGACAUUAACUGCCGUUUAGUUGAAUGUAGAUUGUUUUUAUAUAUUUUUCUAUUUUUUUUUGUUGUAAGUUUUUGUUUGCUUUUCAUUAGUUCACUUGCACGCAAGUAGUGUUUGUUUUAAUAGCGCUGUAGGAAGUGUUGGACAAGCCUCUGGCUUUGGACUCACAGAGGGGUGAGGCUUUUGUGUGAGUGAAUGCUAUACAAAGGGUCUGAAGAGGAGGGCCGGAUAUUUAUUUAACGGCUGUACGCUGGCAGAGGUGGAGGUGUCCAUGAAACAACCACAUUUUAUUCAGCUUUAUGCGUAUGUAAAGACAAAUGGAAUUUUAGCAAGCUGUUCUGGUUGCAGCUCAAAUGUAUACACCCAGAAGAGGACUGUCUUAACUUCAAAGGACGAGCUCUGAAGAUCGGAGGAGAAAAAAACAACAUUUUUUGGCAGGAGUCACAGAGAACAUCAGAAUGAUCUGAGGCUUGGACUAAAUGGUAUCAAGGACAAAACCAAAUAAUAUUCUUACAUAAAAUUUCCACUUUAAAACAGAUUUACACAAUUGCUAUUUUAAUACAUAUUAUCUGUUUGUAUUAAACAUGCCAUUGGUUUGCUCACACGGUAUGUACAUUCCAUGGAAUUCUAUGGAUGCCUUAUCUGUCUGGCAAAUGGCUUUGGUCAAAGGGCUUUUUUCUGUUGAACUUUCCAUUCCUUUUUUAAAUUGAUUUACUGGUUCAUAGCACUCUUAUAAUGCUUGUAUUAAACAAGUGAUGUGAGCUAUCAGUCAAGUUCAGUAUGUAAACCUGUUACUUUCUUUUAAAUAUGUCUGGCUUGUGUCACUGCUGAGGCUUGCCGGCACUUCUGUCUCGAAAAGUGGUUGUAGUUUACAACAUCUACUCAAAUGAAGAUCAGGGGGUAAAACAAAAAGGUGACAAAUGUACAUGAGUUAAAUUUGGUGCUCAUUCCAGCAUGCAUUUUUGGUACAGUACUCACAUGUUCAAUUAAAAAAAAAAGCUUCACUGAAA
Anguilla rostrata (American eel) is the source of this 2885-nucleotide messenger RNA. RefSeq names its product frizzled related protein (gene frzb). The transcript is spliced from 7 exons. Gene Ontology annotation, molecular function: Wnt-protein binding. NCBI's taxonomy places the organism in Eukaryota, Metazoa, Chordata, Actinopteri, Anguilliformes, Anguillidae. Gene Ontology annotation, cellular component: cytoplasm. The record is from RefSeq and is a predicted model, not a curated record. Bases 822 to 1781 code for a protein of 319 amino acids. Gene Ontology annotation, biological process: non-canonical Wnt signaling pathway; canonical Wnt signaling pathway.